This is a messenger RNA of Macrosiphum euphorbiae (potato aphid), 1596 nucleotides long. NCBI's taxonomy places the organism in Eukaryota, Metazoa, Arthropoda, Insecta, Hemiptera, Aphididae. The record is from the annotation of a GenBank genome assembly.
AUGGAUAAAGUAUGUCAACAUUGUCAGGCAUUGAAAUUUCGGAAUGAAGCAGCCGGCAUGUGCUGCGCAUCAGGAAAAGUUGUACUGUCACCUCUACCCGCUCCGCCGGAGCCUUUAUUAUCCCUUCUUACUGGCAAUUCAGAUGAUUCCAAAUUAUUUUUGCGUAAGAUACGCAAAUUUAAUUCUUGCUUCCAAAUGACGUCAUUUGGGGCAACUAAAAUUUGCGAUCGUGCAUCCGAUGGACGUAAUUUUGAAACUACAUUCAAAAUUCAAGAGCGUGUGACGACUCGGUGCCUGUAUAAUUUUAUUGAACAAGCAGAGGAAAGAGCAAUUGUGAAAUUAUUGGAAAAUUUUUUAGAAGAUCACAAUCAACUACUUCAAUUGAUCAAAAGAGUUUCGCCACGACUGCAAAAUGACAAAUAUCAAAUCGUCAUAAAAGCCGACAAAGUACCAUUAGGUGAACAUGCUGGUAGAUUCAACGCUCCAACUGUUGAUGAGGUUGCUGUUAUCAUGGUUGGUGAUCCAGUUGACAAAAGAUCUAUAAAAAUUACACGGCGAGACAACACUGUCAGUACGAUUUCGGAUCUACACCGUUCAUAUGACGCACUACAAUAUCCAUUGAUAUUUUGGCAAGGACAAGAUGAAUAUCACCUUAAUAUCAAACAGUAUGAUCCAAAUACCGGUGAUUACAGAAAUAAUAAAGUUAGCUCAAUGAACUACUACGCACACCGAAUAAUGGUUAGACAACAUCAAGACAAUUAUAUCCUUCGAUAUCGUCAGCUGUUCCAUAAAUACAUUGUUGAUGUGUAUGCUAAGGUUGAAAGCGAACUCUUGCGAUUCCUUCGAUUUAACCAGGCAAAACUACGAUCGGAAGAAUAUAUUCACUUACGAGAUGCUGUUGCUGGAAAAAUCGAUGGAAAUUUAAAUCCCAAUGACAUCGGUAAUGCUUUCAUUUUACCUUCAAGCUACAUCGGCAGUCCACGGAACAUGCAGGAAUACAUACAAGAUGCGAUGACUUACGUACGUCAUUACGGCCGACCGGAUUUAUUUAUUACAUUCACAUGUAAUCCGAAUUGGGAAGAGAUACAAACUUUACUAUUGCCAGGACAACAAGCCAUUCAUCGUUAUGAUUUAACUGCACAGUGGCAAAAGCGAGGUUUGCCUCAUGCCCACAUUUUGGUUUGGCUUAAAGAUAGAAUCCGUCCUGAAGAAAUCGAUCAAAUAAUUUCAGCCGAAAUUCCAGACCCAUUAAUUGAUCAAGAAUUAUUUGAUAUUGUCACCAAACACAUGAUCCAUGGGCCAUGCGGUGCUUUCAACAUGACGUCACCGUGCAUGGAAAAUGGAAAAUGUAAAAAAAACUUCCCAAAGCCGCAUACGAAUGACACGAUCACGGAUAUUGAUGGUUAUCCAAUGUAUCGCCGCAGAAGUACUGAGAAUGGUGGCCACACAUUUACAAUGCGACUGCCGAACUUUCCAAAUCAAGUUGAGUUUGAUAAUCAGUGGGUGGUACCAUACUCACCACUACUUUCAAAAACUUACAAAGCUCAUAUCAAUGUUGAGCUUUGCAGUUCUGUUAAAUCAAUUAAGUAUAUUUGA